AUGCCCCCGCCGACUCGCACUUCGGUCUCGGCGUCUCGCCGGCCUGACCCAGAAAACACAGAGGGAGGCGAUGUGGCGGCGAUGGAGCCCCGUUCUGUCUCUGACGGUGCGGCGAGGCCGGGGAGAGGAGAGCGGCGCGGAGAACUCGAGCGGAAAGAGCGUGGAGUCGGAGCGGAACGAGCCUGGAGGCCUGUGUCUCGGCGUGAUUCAUCCCGCAGAGUCUCGCCUGCAGAUGAACGCCGUGGCAAUCGAGAGGAAAAAGGGGGAGACGCUGCGCAUGUCGCUUCUCCAUGCAGGGAGGGAGGAAAGAAUGGCGAGAGCGACUCGGAGGUGCCGGAAACCCAGGCAGUGUCUGAGGAAGCACCAUCGGCUUUGAAUCCUCUGGCACAUGUGGACCCACGCAAGAUUCAGCCUUCCAGUCUUCGCGUUCAAAAUCGUCCCGGUGGGGGCGUUUCGACGGAAAAGAGCAGAACGUCCGCUCGAUUCUUUGCGGGCCUUGCCGUCGCCAUGGUGUUGUGCGUCGUCGCGUGUCUGUAUCUUCUUCGGGAGAAACCAAACAACCCGCUCGGCCUCCUCACGCACGCCCCGUUCGAAGUUGCGUGGGUGUCGCGGGCGCUUGCGUCUUUCUUCUCUCUGUCUGUCUCUCUGGGCGGCUCCCCUACCGUUUCUUCCCUUUCUUCGCUCUCUGCCUUCGGUCGAGACCGUCAUGUCGCCGCCAGUGAAGGCCAAGCCUUCGAGCCCAGUCUUCUGGGGAACCUGUCGGACGCCGCCGUGUCCCUGCCGUUUUCGGCCGACGUGGACGCUGCGACGGGCGUCGACGCAGAUUUCUUGGACUCCCUCUCGCCGUGGGAAGUUCGCGAAUUCUUGUUGGCCGACGGCUGGUCGGAGACUCCGAACCACCGGUCGGCGCCGCUCGUCCUCCCCGACAUCCUCCCGCGUCUCCCGCGGGCGGGCGGCGGCGAGCAUCUGCGGAGACACCACCACCUGAUCGACGGAGCGGCGUCUCCUUCGCUUCCCGUCACUGCGGAAGUGGCCUUGGAGCGAGGUCGGCAGUUGCUGACGGCGAACGUGUACGAAGAAGCGCGGCUGGUGCUCGACCAGGCCGUGCGCGAGGGACACCUGACGCGGGCGGUGCGCAUGCACGGACAGUUUCUGUACCCGUGGAAGCUCUUCUCGGACGCUGAGCGCGAGGUCUUGCGUUUGACGGCAGACCAGGUUCGCUGGUUCCCCAAGUGGGUGAAGAAUCACCGGAAUUCGCAGCGCGUCGAACGCAGUGUGCUGGACGCCUUCCUCCCGGUCUUGCCGCCGCAGUUCACGGACAGGUACGGCGGCCCCGGGAGUCCCGAGGAGAACCGGACUCCCGGCAUCCGCUUCACCUGGCUCGGCCACGCGAGCGGCUUGGUGAACGUCGACGGGCUGAAGAUUCUGAUCGAUCCGAUGUUUGACGCGGACUUGAUUGGACCCUACAGCGAAUGGCUUCGAAGCGUGAUGAAGUACAUUAGCUCCCUUUGCGGAUCUCUCGGCGAGCGACACCGGAAACCGCCAUGCGAGUACGACGGGCUGCCGUCGGACGUCGACGUGGUGCUGCUGAGCCAUAACCAUCCGGACCACAUCAUGGAGCACGACGCGCACGCGAUCUGUACGCAGUACGCGAAGAAGUUCCGCCGCGCGCUCUGGUACGUCCCGGAAGGCGUCACCGGGUUUCUCCGCCAGCAGGGGUGUUUGCCUUCCUCGGUCUUCGAGUUCUCCUGGGGCGAGUCCAGGACGCUCUCGUGUCACGCGCGCCACGGCCGGCGUGUGUGCAGCGACGGCGUGUGGCACAAGCGGCACGCGAAGGCCGAAACGUUCAAGUUUACCUUCACGGCGGGCGUCCACUGGUCCGGCAGGUCGCCGUCCAAGAUCGAUCAUAACGCGUCGCUCUGGGGCGGGUUCGCGGUUGCGGGGCCGAAACACAAGUUCUUCUACGGCGGCGACACGGCCUACUGGCGCCCAGACUUCGACGAGUACCGGAAGAUUGGCCAGGUUCUCGGUCCGUUCCACUUGGCGGCGCUGCCGAUCGGCGCGUACGAGCCGAACGCGGAUCUGCGGUAUCAACAUGUGAAGCCGUGGGAGACGGUCCAGAUGUUCCACGACGUCCGAGCGGAGACCGCCGUCGGCGUGCACUGGGGCACCCUUCGUCUGUCCGCCGAAGAGUUCUUCGAUCCGAUGCUCGACCUCGAGUGCGCACUCUUGAACGUGAACGAGGAAGACUGCAAGAAGACGACCGAGCUCCAGCACCGGUACGUCGCGGCGCACGCCCUCCUCACGCACUUGCCCAAGGGCGUUGAUGCCGCGAGUUCCAGUCCCGCGAAGGAGAGCGAGGCGUCGGGGACUGCAGCGCAGGGGACGAGCGACUGGGACGUCUUGGAGAGGCCGGCCAGCAGCGGGUCUGCGGACAAGUAUCGGAGCCGACGAAGAAGUCCGAGUUUCGGCGACGACAACGUCGAGGCGGUGCCGUCAGCAAACCUGAAUACCGGCCCUGCCUUCGCGUGGGACGCGGAGCGGUCGCAGGCCGUGGGCGAGGCGUCGAGACACAAGAACUGGACCGAAAUGUUUUUCUCGCACUCGAUGGACGACUUGAUGAAGGACGAGAUGGGACGGUCUGGGCGAGACAGCCGAGGGCGGUACGGCGCGAGCGACGGGAAAAGCGAGGGGAACGGACCGUACACGGCGUUCCCCGACGACCUUUCCCUCUCACCUUCCCAGUUCGACUCCAUGGCGUCGAGUGAAUCCGGCGCUGUGGACGGAAUGCACGCAAAGAAACGGAAGGAAGUGAAGUUCCAGGGGAAGGGGGCGCGCGAAAAGAACGGCGUGUCCGACACGAACGGGGAAGCAAAUAACUACGGAAUUGAGGAGAGAGUCGCACUAGCCGGAGGCCUCCCGCCGCUCCCUGAGCAGGCCAAACUGGUGGCCGACCUGUUGAUGAAACUCGAAAACAUGAUGGUCGCCCAGGCACACCCGUAUCGCCACGCUUCCAACAUUCAGCGCCUUCUGCGGUCUCUGAAACUCCAAGAUGCAGGCGUCCUCGCCGACGACGAUGCCUGGAAAGAACAGCUCCUCACCGACGGGGCGCGGUUCCAAACGCUCUUCGUGGGACAGUCCCUUCAGGUGGAAGAGGCGGAAGGAAGCGACUACCUGCUCAUGACGCGCAGCAGCGGGCUCCAACAUGUCUGGCCUGAAGCUCCGAACGAAAGCUACACUUUCACGUUCAAGCACUUUGAGAGAGGUGGGGCGCGAAAGCAACGGCGGCGGGACAAGGAUCCAGGCGAUAUUUUCCCGAGUGUCUACUCCUGGCGAGACGGUCAGACGCCAGAAGACGGCUUCCCGUCUUUGAGUUCGGAGGAACCCGGCCUUUUCAUCUAG
Messenger RNA from Neospora caninum, 3402 nucleotides. Its product is annotated as beta-lactamase domain protein (Precursor),related. Gene Ontology annotation, cellular component: cytoplasm. The record is from RefSeq and is a predicted model, not a curated record. The transcript has 2 exons. The coding region runs from base 1 to 3402 and encodes 1133 amino acids. NCBI's taxonomy places the organism in Eukaryota, Apicomplexa, Conoidasida, Eucoccidiorida, Sarcocystidae.